This is a messenger RNA of Phytophthora infestans T30-4, 1164 nucleotides long. RefSeq lists its product as uncharacterized. Gene Ontology annotation, molecular function: trehalose-phosphatase activity. Bases 158 to 1003 code for a protein of 281 amino acids. Gene Ontology annotation, biological process: trehalose biosynthetic process. The record is from RefSeq and is a predicted model, not a curated record. Lineage: Eukaryota; Oomycota; Peronosporomycetes; Peronosporales; Peronosporaceae. The transcript has 4 exons.
UCUUCACCUGUGUUCGGCCUAGCGAGCGCGAGCUCAGCACAGCCCCAGGCGUCUGCGCAGCCUCCGCAUCAAGCGUAGCUGUUGCCAGCGUCCUAGUCUCUUCGUUGCAUCGUGAUCCGCCUUCUACAGACCCCAAGCAAUCGUCCUAUCGGUUAGCAUGCUGCAUCCUACCAACGCGUUUCGGGACUUGGACUCCAUUAAACAAAAAGUCGCAGGCAAGCGUCCUGUCGUGUUCCUCGACUACGACGGCACUCUGUCGCCCAUUGUAGACGUGCCCGAUCAUGCGUUUAUGACGGAUGCCAUGCGAUCGGCACUCAGCGAGCUCUCGUCCAAGUUCGUGACGGCUAUUGUGACCGGCCGAUCCACCGAAAAGGUGUACAACUUUGUGCAACUGGACAACCUCGUGUACGCUGGCAGCCACGGAUUCGACAUCAAAGGCACUAAGACACGCCCUAUCAAUUGCCAAGUUGCCGAUCACUUCCGUCCCGAAUUGGAGCAGGCACUGCAUACCUUGACCGGACAGACUGCGCACAUUACCGGCGCUGAGUUGGAAGACAACGGACUCGCCAUCUCAGUUCACUAUCGCCACGUUGAGCCAGCGCUACAAAAUGCCGUCGAGCAAAUUGUAGACGACUACGUGGCGUAUCACCCUGGCCUGACCAAAAAAUUGGGUAAAAUGGUAUUCGAGUUGCGACCUCGGGUUGACUGGGACAAAGGUCGUGCUGUGAUGUUCAUCCUCUCUGAGUUGGGACUAGAUGCGGAGGAUGUCGUGCCCUUCUACUUAGGUGAUGAUGUUAGUGACGAGGACGCCUUUAGCGCUCUGAAUGGCCGUGGACUCGGUCAAGGUAUUUCGAUAAUUGUACGAGACCCUGAGGCGGAGAAGGUGGAUCUGCCAGGCAACCUGAAGGAGUUGCCGGUGACGAAGGCGUCAUAUUCUCUCCGUGACACGGCGGAGGUGCAGCAGUUUUUGACCGAACUGGCGAGACUUAAGUGUGCGUGCUGAAUCCUGCACCUUAGCGCUAGAAGCCCGGGAGAACUUGAGAACUGUCGUCGAGCUGACUGCCAUUCGUGACUAUGUAUUGCCUGGCCGAACGCUCCGACAAGUACUGUAGUUGUGGGCAUCAUUUACCACAUAACCAAAAAUGCGGUACCUUUUUCAUAUUU